Micropterus salmoides (largemouth bass) is the source of this 9812-nucleotide messenger RNA. RefSeq names its product zinc fingers and homeoboxes protein 1-like. Gene Ontology annotation, cellular component: nucleus. The record is from RefSeq and is a predicted model, not a curated record. Gene Ontology annotation, molecular function: DNA-binding transcription factor activity, RNA polymerase II-specific; DNA binding. NCBI's taxonomy places the organism in Eukaryota, Metazoa, Chordata, Actinopteri, Centrarchiformes, Centrarchidae. The transcript has 9 exons. Gene Ontology annotation, biological process: regulation of transcription by RNA polymerase II. Bases 1803 to 4523 code for a protein of 906 amino acids.
AAAAACACACUUGUAAUGGAAAUGUUGAUUAUUUGAAGCCUGGUCUGGCUGAGAAAACCUCAGUGAAGAAAAUCCAUCCCUGUCUUGGGUCCCAAAAUUAAGGAUUUUAUUAAAACUAAAAUCAGUUUACUGUUCAAGAGCAGGUCUACACAAAGUGUGAAAACGGUUGUAUGAUGUUGUCUGUGGAUGAUUUUUAUUUUUUUUAGCUCUGGCCACAGACUGUAUAUUAAGAUCUGUGGGUCUGACCCAGUGCAUAAUCUUUGACAAUUUUAUUUUAAUCUAACAACACCUCGACUUUAUCAAAUGCAAUACUAAAUUGUUAAAUUUCUGUAGAAUACAAGGUUAAAUAAUUGUAACUUUAACUCACCUGUGAUAGCUGCUGUACUCAAACUGUACACAAGGUGUGCGAUGUGUGUAAAUCACACUUCCAGCCAUUAUCAGUUUUAAUGUGCUGGGUUUAAUUUAUACCAUUGUAAUUGGAAUAAUAACAGUAUUUAUAAUAAGUGCUCUAUAAAUUAAGCUAAUCAAGUAGUACAAAGUGCUUUCGCAGAAAGAUAAAAACAUUAAAAUCAUAGCAGUUAAUAAGAGACAACAAUAAAAUGACAAAAUGCACAAAUUAAAGUCCGAUAAAAACAAUAAAAGAACUAGCGGAUCAGAUAAACCCAUUUGUCGUUCUCCUGUGCUAGUCGUUUAUGGCAAUGGUAGCGUGAUGAUUUUACUGUGAAAUGAUGCAUUUUAUUUUCGCACAGGUAUGAAUAUAUAAUAAUGCGUUUGCGCAGCAGCUUAUCAUAAACGAGAUGCACCAUGCAGUGUCGCCAAAUUAAAACAGCGUCGAAGUAGUUGGAAUAACGAACAGUACAGCAACACAAGACACGAUCAAGUGUAGUGAAAGGAAACUGCAGCGUGUCCUCAAGUAGCUUCUCAUCCUGCCCUGACAGGUCAUGUAAGGACAGUUUGGCAGACAGCCGGGUCGGGAAAACAAAUAGUUUAGGGCCCGUUUUAUUUAUGAUUAAUAUAUUUUUUUCUGGAUAACGGAUAACUAAAUCCACCCCACAAAGAGUGUAAUGUAGAGGCAAAUUAUUGUGCAUUUUUGCUAAGUUUUUUAAAUUGUUAGAGCACCGAGAGUCGCUGAGGAAUGACGUCAGGACGUAUCACAUUGAAUGAUGACGCCGUUUGAUCAUUAAAAAAAAAUCUGCCGUUAAAAAAUAUCAGAGAAUUAGGUCAGCAAACUAACACAGUUACCAACGCCCACGGUAUGAAUGUAAACUACAGCGUUUUUGAUUAUGUAACUUUUAAAGAAGCGCGACCUGAGCGUGAAAUAACCUGCGCCGACGAGGAGAGAGAUGUCCGGUGUUUUCAGCAUCUGCACACGGGGGCCGUAGCCGUUAACUGUUAACACCGGUCCGUCUGGCUGGCUUCGGGAGACCCUGCAAGCCCACAUAACGUUAACGCUACCGUAGUCCCGGGCCGGGCUGGGGCUGGAUGGUGAGCCGGGGGAAGGAGAGACACCAGCAGACAGAGCCUGGAGGCUGAUCUGCAGAGACCCAGGAAAUUACUUCUCGCCUCGUCUCGACAGCCUGGUAGCAACAGUGCACGUUUCAGUAGUUCCAGAAGCAGAAAAACAAACCACUCCUCACAGUUGUGAAGAUGCUUUAUAUAAGGAGCAGUGUAAGGCCAAUCAUCAGAAGAAAAAAAACACAAUUCAAGACUCUAGCAUGUGAUCGCAACGACAUGUGAGCCUCAACACUUCUGUCCCAGAUCUUCGUCACCCUGAGGAGAACUAAACAGAGUUUGGGCUGACAAUGUCGAGCCGCCGGAAAUCGACCACCCCUUGCAUGGUGCUGCCCUCUGAUGUGGUGGAGCAGGAGGAGGUGGAGGAGAAAACAGGAAGGGCAAAGGAGGAAGAGGCGGAAGAGGAGGAAGGGAAGGCGAAGGGCGCAGAGGAGGGGCCAACUGCAGGGGAGCUGGAUCAGGCAGUAGUGGUUGUCCCCACCCCUCCAGAUACAGAUGAGCCCAGUGUCUCUGCUGUAGAAGACAGCGAAGUCCUCGGCCCCUCGCUGAAGCGCAGCGCUACAAACCCUCCUGAGGAUCCGAGCAGCAUCCAGCCGAGCCAAGAACAACAGUGUGAUGCCCCUGAGGAGGGAGGAGCAGACCCUGCCUCGGUGGCAGCCAUCUCUCUCAGCAAGACCCCCAUCAUGAGGAUGAAGACCAAAUCGGAACCCAAGAGGAUCGCGGUGUCCCUGAAAUCGGCAGACGAGGCGGUGGAGGGUUUUGGAGGGGGCGGCGAGGGAGAGUUGGGCGGGGAGCAGCAGCCCAUUGAAGCUCCUCUGGGGCCGAUGACACCUGUGGAGAUGCUGCUGCACGACUCCAUGAAGCUCGGGGGAGGUGGUUUGCUGGUCAACUCGCCCUUAGAGCAGCAAAGGAAAUCAUCCACCUUAAACCCCACAGUCCUACCUGCUGGCCUGGCACAGGUUCUCUCUGCGUUCCAGGCCCAGCAGAGUGCAGCAGCUGCUCAGCCUCAGCUACUGAUCCCCCUGAGCAGCAUCCCCUCCUACAGUGCAGCUAUGGACACCAACCCCCUGCUGGGCAGCACAUACAAGAAGUUUCCUUACCCCUCCAUGGCUGAGAUCAGCAGCCUGGCAGCACAGACACAGUUCACAGAGGAGCAGAUCAAGGUGUGGUUCUCAGCCCAGAGGCUGAAGCACGGUGUAAGCUGGACUCCAGAGGAAGUGGAGGAGGCCAGGAGGAAACAGUUUAAUGGCACGGUGCACACGGUGCCUCAGACCAUCACUGUCAUUCCUGCUCACCAACUCUCAGCAGCUGCCAACGGCCUGCAGUCCAUUCUUCAGACCUGCCAGAUAGUGGGACAGCCCGGCCUGGUGUUCACACAGGUUGGCCCAGGGGGGAACCUUCCAGUGACCAGUCCCAUCACUCUGACAGUGGCAGGGCUGCCCAGCCAGUCCCAGAGCUCCAGCAGAGUUUCCUGCCUGCCCACCCCGACAAACAGUGAGCUGAAACGGGCUACCACUGUCCAGCCUCCCUCGCUCUCUCCACAGGAGAACUCGGCCCUCAGCGCUGACACGUUCAGUUUGCGGCCUAAGAAGUCCAAAGAGCAGCUGGCAGAGCUGAAAGCCAGCUACCUGAAAAACCACUUUGUCACUGAUGCCGAAAUCGCCCGGCUGAUGAAGCUCACCAACCUGACAAAGGGAGAGAUCAAGAAAUGGUUCAGUGACACCAGGUACAACCAGCGUAACUCCAAGAACAGCCACGUCAUUGUUUUCCACGACGGAGGGGGCAGAGGGAGUGGCAGCUGUGGUAGCAGUGCCAGCACCACCAUUGUCAUUGACUCAAGCGACGAGACCCCCACAUCCCCCAAUCCUCCACGCACACCUCCUGUGAAGGAGAAGGAGUCUCGGCCCAAGACGUGGAAUCCAUUCCCAGAUUUCACCCUGCAGAAGUUUAAGGAGAAGACUCCGGAGCAGCUGGUGGUGCUGGAGGAAAGUUUUGAGAAAAGCAUCACCCCAUCGGAUGAGGAACUGAGCCGCCUGAGGACAGAGACUAAACUGACGCGGAGGGAGAUUGAUGCCUGGUUCACAGAGAGACGAAAAGUGCCAUCUGUCAGCACGUCCUCCCUGGAUUCUUCAGACGGAGCAAGAGAUGGAGGAACGGGAGCCAGCUCUUCUUCUCCUCCUGCCUCCUCGUCCCGUAAAGGAAGUCAAACUCCUCCCGGCAGUCGCAGUAAGCAGCUGCCCAGCAGCAGCAACAAAGACAUGAAAGAUAAGAGUAAAAAGACUCCAGAGCAGCUCCAUAUCCUGAAAUGUGCCUUUGUGCGGACCCAGUGGCCGACACCAGAGGAGUACGACCAGCUGGCAGAAGAGAGUGGCCUCCCUCGGUCCUACAUUGUCAGCUGGUUCGGGGACUCUCGGUACUCGUGGAAGAACAGUAACCUGAAAUGGUUCUUCCAGUACCAAAGCGGCAACGUCGAAGGGCCGAACGGCGGAGGAGGCAAUAAAAUAGGAAGCAGCACCGGUCGGAAAAGACGUGUGCGAAAUCGUGGUUGGGGGCGGUCCCGCACCAGAAAGCAGCCGCGAAGGUCUGCCUCCUUCAGCGCAGAUGUCGAUAGAUCCCCUCCGACAAAGAAAUUCAAGAGCGGGAGGGAGAUUCUGAAGGAGUACUACCUGAAGCACCGUUUUCUCAAUGAGCAGGACCUAGAUGAGCUUGUCACCAAGACCAACAUGAGCUAUGAACAGGUGAGGGAGUGGUUCGCUGAGGUCCAGCGACGCCUGGACGCGGGGGCAGAUCCCUUCCUGGAGCCGGCUGUAGGAAGGACAGAUGGAGGGGAAGAGGGAGAGGAGACGCAGCGAGAAGCGUCGGCGGCCACCGAGGAGGAGACCAGAACGGGGAUGGGAGACGAGGAUGACGAUGAAGGAGAUGAGGAGGAUGACGGUGAUGACACAGACGACAGCGAGGUUUGGGAGCCGUCACGUAGCGUCAGGAAAUCCUUGUCCGUUUCUGAAGACUAGUGAUUGUGGGAAGCACGGUGAAACGCUAACAGAACGCGGUGCGCUCAGUGCUGGAAGACAGUCAGCUGAACCAAGUCUCGAUUUGCGUGUGUACAUCAUUUGCAAAAUGAAUUCACUAAUUAUUUUCAAACUGACACGACUACAUGAGACUAAAAGGAGAAGGACUAUUAGCUUUAGCUCACUCUCUCAGUACUUUUCUUAUUUACUGUAAGUAAUGUGUAAAAGCUUAGACAAGAAUCACGGUAAAGAAGGAGAUUUUAGCAAACUCUACAAAUCUUAAGUGGCACAGCAAACUUUGAUCAAGCUUAAAAAAAACAGCAGUUACCCAAUUUCAUCAAAAGGAAUAGCAUAAAGGUCAAUCUACAAGCUGUAGAUGAAAACUGUUGAGAUGGUGUGUUCAGACACAUACUUACAGCCAAUUUUUUUUUUUUUUAGAAGCAAUUGAUGAAUACAGACUGAUGGAAAAUGAGAGAUUUUAGGAGGAAUUGACAGUUUUAAUGUCCACCAUGCCCUGUGUUAAAUUUGCACUCGUUGCUUGCUUGAAUGAAGCCAGUAAAGGAAGAUUUAUUUGCACAUUUAUGCUGCAUUUCCUUGACAAGGAGUGUUUGUUAUGCUGUUAUGAGCACACAGGCCUGAUCUCCAAUGUUAUGAAUGUUUCACCCCUGGUCCCAAACUAACAGCACACACAGAAGAAAAGAAGAAGAAAAAGACUUAUCUGGUGUGUUUACUGAGGUGCUUAAAAACGUGUCACAGCUAGAUGUCACUCCUGAGCAACGUCCCCAAUGAAACUAGCCUACAUCUAUUUGUGGAACUGGAGGAUUUUGCUUCUUACAUUAUCUUUUGUUUUCUUGCACCUGUGAAGAUCAUCACAAGGAUCAGAUAUGAAUCAGCAGGUUCUUUGAGCUGACACAGAUUGAUAAUGACACUGAAAGUCAGGCAUUUAAUCUCUCAAAGAUAAACGCCUAAAACAAGAUGAGACAAAUGAAUGCCAUGAUGCUGUUAAAUAACAUAGGAUGUCUACUCAAGUCUUCCCUUUUUAGUGGCUUGAUGUUUCAUGAGUAUUAGUAUUUUUUAAACUGAACACCUGCAGAUCUGAUGGAAAAAUGCCACAGUAUGUGUUUAAUAUGCAUUGCUAUUGAUGUUUUUAAGCAAAUUUUUCACCUUUUUUGAUAGAACACAUCUCGUACUAUUACGACCUUUUUAAAGGACGUCCUGUAGAUUCAGACAGCGUGAGGCUGUUGUCCCAAAGUCAGUGUUGUCUCCUGAGCAGUGAGCUACAGGCAGAGGCACCAUUUGUGAACUAAAUAAUGGCCACUGUGAUGCAAACAUCUGGCUCCACUAAUAGUAAUAAUAGAUUUCGCUGCCGUGUUUCACUUUUACUGGCGGGUUUCUGAUGGGUUGAAUGGAUGGUCUGAAUUUUAAGACGGGGAGUUUUCCCCAAACCAUAUAAACGUAAUCACCAGCUGCAGAUCCAGUGUAAAUUUAGAGUGAGCCAAUCCACAAGUUGUCACCUUGACAAGACUGCAAUCACCACCAAAUCACCGACACCUUUGCCUUUAAGUUUGGGCUCAUCUGCUCAUGUCAAAAACAAGGCCUGUGAAUCAUUUGAGGUCUUGACCCGUACUUUAAGAAAGACUGUUUAACCGUAUUUAAAAUAAUAAUUUGACUCCAGUCUGCACUGAAGAGAAAAACACGAAGCACCUAAACUAAACCUUUUUUAAGAAAAAUGCACUUUGUCCACUGGUGAACAUAGUGGACUAAAUCCUGAUUAGGCACCUUAAUCUCUUAUUAUACCAUGAAAUUGCUCUGAGAGACCAAAUCUGUUUUUUAUGACUACAAACUGAACCAGUAUUUUGCCUUUUUUAUCCUCAGUCUGUUUUCAGGAGGAGGUUUAUCCACUUUUCUAAUAAUAUGUGUUGUUUUCAUAGAUGUCUGUAAGGCUCAAAAAACUUUACAACAAUCACCUGCCGCUUUCUUUCACUAAAUUGCACAACUUGAGCCCCAUUUUUUAUCUUUUCUCCUUUUGAAAAAUGCGCACGUUAUAUUUGUCUUGUAUAUGUUUUGUAUUGUUGCUUUAAAUUGUGGGAAUUGUCUCCCAUCUCUCCGUCUCUGCUCCCACAUACCCCUGUCUGACUCUUUACCCGUCUCUUCAAGUCCAUUUUUGUGAAAUGAAUGCCUAUGAUGUGCACUUCCCAAGACAUGUUUCUGUAAAUUUCAGCAGUGUCCUGUUUGUUCCCUGUCUUAUUAAACUGUCUCCAACGCAGACAGACAGGUCUUUGGGGACAUCUUCAAAAGACUGAAACUGUCCAGAAAAUAAAAAAAGACGUUGUUGGAAAAUUCACUCUCUCUCUCCUGGAAGGAAUUGUUGUGAUGCCUGAAGAAACAGCACAUCAUUCCCUCUGUGGUGGGAAGUCUACCAAAUAAUGCUCCUCUUUCUGACUGUUUUCCUUACGCUUUACCGCAUUAAAUUGACAGGACAGUAGACAGAAAAUUGUCUCGCCUACAGUUCUUCACAAAUAGGGGAGAGACUCUGACGAAGCUUUGCAGAUAAACCUAUGUGCCUACACGGCUCGUAUGCUUGUUUGAACACAAUUUCAGCAACUCUCGACAGAAGACGAGUAGAGAGAAUGUGUCAGUACUUUGGAAAUCGCACCCUGUUGGUACUGUGUGGUUGAGGCUUGUUCAAACGAAGUUGUGAUGCAUGACCGAGCUCUGCUUUCUGUUAACGCUAAAAGAUGCCAUGAUGCUCUGAAGUUAACAUUAGAAACUUCGGUUGUAAGUCCUUAACGGACACCUUGAUUCCGAAUCUUAUUGUAGUUUUUCACCAGGCACUUGUCACACUAUGUGUCAGCACAUUUAGCUGUCCAAAAAGGUUUAAUGAGUAUCUUUGAAAGCUAUGUUGUCUGCUAGCCGUAAGCUAGCUAGUUUGUAGCAACUGAAGAAGAGCUGAGACCUUGACACUUUUUGCCGCGAUGUGACAAGUGCCUGGCUAUGAAAAAUUACAAGAUCAAGUUAAGGUUUACCUUUUGUCUAAUACUGCAUGCAAUAACCAAGACAGACAAUUGUUCAUUUUGUACAUACAAUAUUUUGGGUUGGUAUACUUGGCAAAGUAAAAGCCUAAUCGAAGAUUUUUUAAUACCAAUUUUUACCAAGUUGACUGCUACCAUGGACCUGUUUUCUUUUCAAAAUAGUUUUCCAAUUCAUGGACUCUAGGGACAUUUAUUUAAGUCUUGUCACUGUUAGCUUGGACAGGCUUACUUUAAUUAGUUAGCUUUGCUCAGAAUUAUGGUAUCACCAAAAUUGCGGUCAUUAUGUGUCAGCCAUUUUGGCCCUUUUUUUAACCAUUUGAAUCUUACUACUUCACGUCAGCAAUUUGCUUGUUUUAGUCCACAGGUUAGGCUUAUUCCUGCCCCCAGGUAUCCAGCCCACAGUCUGCGGUGUGCUCUUUCUUUACUAUAGUCAGUCUGUUUUGAAUGGUUUUGUAUGUUUCUAUCUAUGAAAACUGUGUCAUUACAACUCUUUCCAGACAUCAGUGCAUUGUUAACAAGACAGACUUGUACAGUAUGUACAAUAGAGUAGUGCUGUUGAAGUAGAAUCAGUUUUAGAGUUCAGCUAGUGUUGCUUUUUUGGUACUUUGGUUGCAAAACAUAGAAUCAGAACUCAACAGAAAAGACAUGCGCUGUUAGCACUGGGGAUAUAUUUUGCUUGCUUAUAAUAAUCAAAAUUAGAGGCACGACUACUAAGCAGUUUCUAAAGUUACAUCAAAUUCAACAGAAAAUGUAUUUACAAUUAAAUAAUUGUAAUAAAUAAUAAUAAGUGGACAUUUAUGGAAAAUCUAAUGAAAGACACAUCUGUUGCAUUAUAAAAUAUGUACAAUCCAGUGUUAUUGGAGUUUGACCUUUUUAAAAAAAAUCCUCAUACGAGUCCACAAACUUCAUGGAACGGCAAUACUAAAUUGCUGGAGUAGCCCUUUAAUUAUUUUCUGAAGCUGCUACAGUAAGCGAAUUCACCCAUGUUAACUGUUAAUAUUAGGAGCAUGUUAGGUGAAUCAUAAUAGUAGAAGCAGAACCAGCCUGGCUCUGCUACCAUAUAACUGUCUAAUAAAAAUAAAAGUAUAAUAAAGUCACUCUCUUUUGAAUAUUAAUCAUAUAUUUAAAUAGUUUCCCCAGGUUGCUGAGGUGCCGCGUCUGUUCCCUGAGUUGUGAUUUUAUAUCCAACAGUCAUUGUGUAUCCCAGUUAACCUUGUGCAGUAGAGCUAAAUGCUAACUUUGUGAUCUGAGUAGUCUACCUGCUGUCCUAUUAUGCACAUACAGUGUGUCAUAUUUGUAUUCUUCACUAUACUUCAGCUAUAGUCCUCACUCGUUUUUCUGUAUUUAGACAUAGUUGGUUGAAUGUUUCUUAAAGCAAUCAGAGAUUCAAAUGUUUUCACUAAACAGCAGCCAGCUUUUUUGGGGGAGCAAAAUAAAACACCUUGUCAGAAUUGUAAUAUAAUGUAUGAAAAAAUAGAAAUGUUUUUUUAACUCAUUUUUUCUGAUCUAAUUUUUAGCUGUUGACAGUUUUUACCCCAAGUAACUGCUUCUAAAGAGCGUGCUUUGCUUUUAAACACUUUUCUCUUUCUUCCUGCUUCAGUACAACUCAUAUUUCCAGACCUGUUUUACUGAAUGACAGUGAUAUCUCAGCUCUUGUAUUAAGUUACAGUUCUCUGCAGACACAGAGACUUUGGGGAGAGUACAAUGAUCUGUAUACUCUACCUUAAUAAAUGGGUGAGUGUUAAUUUAAACAGAAAUAUUUACUGUGCCAUUUUAAAAUGUGACCCCUGACAUUAACUGACAUUUGGAAAAAUCCACCGUGAACUGGUACGCCCUACCCAGUGAACCUGAUUGCCGACUAGAGGGGAUUCUGUGAAUGAAACUGCCUUACUCAAGGUUGGAUGUUUUGCAAAAGAUGUGGCAGAGUUAAUGUUACCUUUUUACUAUAUCUACAUCUUAAGUUAUUUCUAUACUCUGCCUGUGCAUCAGAAAUGUGUUAAAAACUGAGAGAAUCUGUCAUAAACUUUGAUUAAAUGGUAUGUGAAUGUGUGAUCGCCUCUGCAGGCUUGCUUUAGAGAGCUAAGAAUUCCUUCUGCAGCCCCUGCAAUCAUCAGCUUGUAGCUACCAGUUGUGACGCAGACCAAUUGUGCAAUGUUAAUUUAAAAACCCAGCUGUUAUUGAGGCUCUGGCUUGAUUUAGAAAAGAUUUAUAUUUUAUACUUGUUUGAGGACAAAACCCAAUAAAUUUUGAUCAAAACAUG